Molecule: messenger RNA, 827 nt
Organism: Darwinula stevensoni
Lineage: Eukaryota; Metazoa; Arthropoda; Ostracoda; Podocopida; Darwinulidae
Source: the annotation of a GenBank genome assembly
AUGCUGGAAAAUCGGGCAAGUUGCCCAAGUCCGCCUUAUGCUUGGGGGUCACCGGCGACUACAAAUUGUUAUUCCUCGUCACCAAGUCCUAAUUGCGGCAACGUAACGAGCUUCGGCGUGUCCGCAUCGGAUAAGCAGCUGAUCGUGAGUGUUCACAACAGCUGGAGGGCACGAGUUGCAUCUGGCCAGGAAACGAAGGGAAAGCCUGGGCCUCAGCCCAAAGCCUCCAACAUGCGACGAAUGGUAUGGGACAACAAGCUUGCGGCAACGGCGCAAGGCCUAGCCAACACGUGCAACUUUAAUCACGACGACCCAAAUUGCCGCACCUACGGCACUUCGUUCCAGCCUGUUGGUCAAAACCUCUAUAUGAGUUGGGGGUGCAACGGGUUAAAGCCAAAUUGGACUGCUGCUGUACAGGCCUGGUAUAACGAGGUCGCCCUCUUUUCGAACUCCUCCGUAUCACCUUUCAAGCUUACGAUGGACACGGGACACUACACGCAGGUGGUGUGGGCAGACACGUAUGCCGUGGGAUAUUGUGUGGACCAGUUUACGAUGGACACGGGACACUACACACAGGUGGUGUGGGCAGACACGUAUGCCGUGGGAAACGGCCAAGUUGCCUACAAAGGAGAGUACCAAAUCUACGCGUGCAACUACGGCCCGGCUGGAAACUACAUUGGGUUAACAAUGUACGGUGUUGGGGCUCCGUGCUCUUGCUGCAAGUCCACCUGCUCCAUUGGUGUCCUCUGUGACUGAUUCUUUUAUUGCUUCCUGGCAAGCAUUCGUAUGUCUUGUACGAGGAUAGAAGAAAUGCAUUUGAUCCAUUG